Molecule: messenger RNA, 264 nt
Organism: Protopolystoma xenopodis
Lineage: Eukaryota; Metazoa; Platyhelminthes; Monogenea; Polystomatidea; Polystomatidae
Source: the annotation of a GenBank genome assembly
AUGGGCCUCUUAUCUGCUGGCACUCCCCUGAAUUGGAAAGAGACUAAGAACUACGCUGAUCAUGUCAGAAGGGAGGGAAUAAAACAAUUUCUGAAAUCGUUUCAUCAGCUUAAAUAUAGAGAAAAAGAUACUCUUCUCUGGGGCGACGAAGUCGAAUACACCUUAAUCCUUCUCGACCCUGAUACUAAGUCAGCUCAGCUUUUUUUAGGCGCUAACGAUAUUAUGGACGUUCUUUCGCUUGAAGAACAAGAAGCUAAGCCGUGA